AGAUGCGUUGAGGUGCUCAGACCUACGCCGAUCCAAGUGAAUAGAGAAAGGGAAGAGAGACAGCGGUGAAAAAAUUAGGCCAUCCGCAUCACUGGGAAUCGGUCUACCUUACACAAUACAAGCACUUGCAAUAACUUUCAAGAUGGAAAAGAAACAGACCAUUAACUUCGGUGCUGGACCUGCAAAACUGCCACAGUCAGUGCUUUUCCAGGCCCAGAAAGAGUUGAUGGAUUAUAACGGAAUUGGCAUCAGUGUUCUUGAAAUGAGUCAUCGGUCAUCAGACUUCAACAAGAUCAUGAACACCACAGAGAACCUAUUACGAGAGCUGCUGAGUAUCCCCGACAACUACAAAGUAAUGUUUCUCCAAGGGGGUGGGUCUGCUCAGUUUAGUGCUGUCCCACUCAACCUGAUUGGUCUAAAACAGGACAGAUGUGCUGAUUACCUGGUGACGGGCACCUGGUCAUCCAAAGCUGCCAAGGAGGCGGAGAAAUACGGGAAAGUCAAUGUGGUCCAUCCCAAACUGGAACGCUACACCAAGAUCCCUGACUCUAGCAGCUGGUCGUUGACCGCGGGGGCUUCCUAUGUGUACUACUGCUGCAAUGAGACAGUGCACGGAGUGGAGUACAACUUCACCCCAGACACACACGGGUCUGUCCUGGUCUCCGACAUGUCCUCCAACUUCCUGUCCCGGCCCGUUGAUGUUUCCAAGUUUGGGUUGAUCUUUGCUGGGGCUCAGAAGAACGUGGGCUGUGCUGGUGUUACCGUGGUGAUUGUGAGAGAGGACCUGAUUGGUUACGCACUGAAGGACUGUCCUAUUGUCCUGGACUACAAGGUGCAGGCUGACAACAAUUCUCUGUACAACACACCACCCUGCUUCAGCAUCUACAUUAUGGGUCUGGUUCUGGAGUGGAUUAAAAACAACGGAGGAGUGGAAGCCAUGGAAACACUCAACAUGAAGAAGUCUAGUAUGAUCUAUGACAUCAUCAACUCCUCAAACGACUUUUACGUGUGUCCGGUGGACAUAGCCUGUCGGAGCCGUAUGAAUGUUCCAUUCCGUGUGGGAAAGAAAGAGGGAGAUGAAGCUCUGGAGAAGAAGUUCCUGGAUGGAGCCUCCAAACUGGGAAUGAUCUCACUGAAAGGACACAGGUCAGUGGGGGGAAUCCGUGCAUCUCUUUACAAUGCUGUGACAGUGGAGGACACUCUGGCGCUGGCCAAUUACAUGAAGGACUUCCUCCAGGAAAACCAAUAGGAACAGGCUUUCCUGCUAUGUUAGUGUGACUUCCACAGCUGGCACCCUGAUAGUUAUUGUAAACAGGGAAUAUGUUGUCAUUUGGGACCAAUAGGUUUUUAAUGUGAACAGGGAAUAUGUUGUCAUUUGGGACCGAUACUUUGGGAGCUGAGCUCAGUAAGCAGAACCAAUCACAAGGUCACAAAUACAUUUUUAGGGAAACAAGCUAAGAACAUUCCCUAUUAUUCAUGAUAGUUUUCUAAUUGACUGUUUCUUAACCGUGGAAUGUCCUGAACAUGACUUCAGGCAACAUGCCGUGGUACCUUCCAGCAUAACACAGUGGACAUAUCUCCCUCCAUCUCUCUGGUCCCCAGGAUGAUGUUAGAAUCGCUUCCCGCUAAUGGGGAUUCAGAUUAACACACUGAACACUGAACUACAUCCUGUUCAGGUUGACCUCAGUCACCUGGAAUCCCUGGCUUUAUCCCAAUCGGUGCCUUAUUCCCUUAUGUAGUACACUAUUUUAGUCCACCCUAUUCCCUCUAGUACACAACGUUAAACCAGAGCUUAGGGGCUCUGUGCUAGGAAUAGUGUAGGAUUUGCGGUGCCCUCCAGCCACAAGAGUCUGAAACUCUGUCCAUGCUGGGCGGGGAGUCGGCUGGGUCGUGGCCUAGACAACCAGGGCAGUUCCUAACCAAUCAGUGACCUUGAUUCCCCACCCAGUCUGUUGGGGCAUUAGUUAGUUCCAUGGUUGAUAUAGAAUUCCCGUGAGGGGCCCAUUUAAACUGCAUGCCUUUAAACUGAAUUCUCUCUGAAGAGCUUGAUAGCAUUUCCAUGCCUUAACAAAACACUGUGAUUCUCUGUGAUUCUCUCUGAGACUCUGAGAUGUUUUUCAUUCCUUUACCACUUUUUAUAUUAUCUAUUUGUUUUGGCACAUCAUCCCGAAUAGAGCUCUGGUCUAAACCUGUGUACUAUAUAGGAAAUAGUGUUUAAUUUGUCUCUAAGUUCUCUUGUCUCUGUGUAGAUUAACUGAAGUGCUUUAUUGUACAGUGCAUACAUCCAUAGUUGGAUCUGUCUAAAGAGUUGUAUUGAAAUGCUAUUAAAGUCUAACCCUUACAUUUUA
Molecule: messenger RNA, 2348 nt
Organism: Esox lucius (northern pike)
Lineage: Eukaryota; Metazoa; Chordata; Actinopteri; Esociformes; Esocidae
Gene: psat1
Product: phosphoserine aminotransferase 1
Exons: 9
Coding region: 143-1249 (368 amino acids)
Biological process (GO): L-serine biosynthetic process
Cellular component (GO): cytoplasm
Molecular function (GO): pyridoxal phosphate binding; O-phospho-L-serine:2-oxoglutarate transaminase activity
Source: RefSeq, a predicted model, not a curated record